CUCCAGCGGGGGGGCAUCUGAAGACCGAGACCCCGGGGGCCGGAAUGGCCCGGCCCGUGAAGAAGAAGGAUGCAGAAGACUUCUCCAGUGCCAUCCUCACGAAGCUGACAGAGGAACUCGUGCAGAAGACCGCGACCGAGGAGUUCGCCAAUGAUGUGACGAUCCUCUUCUGUGGCUCUAAGAAGUCGGGGAAGACCUCCCUGGUCGAUCGCUUCAUCAACCCAACGAAGGACGAGAAGGACCAACCAAAGCCCACAGUGGCGCUGGACUACAAGUUCGCGCGCUACGCGACUGAGGGCACUUCCAAAGUGUUGGCCCAUAUCUACGACUUGGGUGGUGAUGAGGCCAACGAGAAUCUGAUUGGGAUCCCCAUCUCCACCUCCACUGUGGGCAAUAUUGUCUUGGCCAUCACGCUGCUCGGUUGGGAUCGAUGCGUUCAGAAAUGCAUUCAGACCCUUGAGAAGUGGCUACAACUGCUUCGUUCACAAGUCGAAAGGAGUCUUCAAGCUUUGGCGCAGGAGAAUCCCCAAUGUUUUUUGCAGCUGGACGCCCAACGAGCGCUGCGUGCGAAUUCAUAUGCAGAGCAUGCUGACCGGGGCAUCAUCAACAUGUUCCCCGCAGGGGCCCUGUGCUCCUUCCCAGGUGCCAAGUGGGACGUCCUCGCCAGCGACGUGGACCCUGAGAAGCGGAAGAACCUGUGCCGCGCGCCGCUUGGGCCGAGCAGGUCGGGAAAUCCAAAGGAGCCGAGAGGGGCCUGGGGCCGCUAGCAGGGGCCGAAAAGGCCUGACGUUGGAACAGAGUGGUUUGUGCAAUGUAGACUCGUGAUUAGUGUUCAGUCAUGUUCAAUGCCCCAUGUGAUUGGAGGUGUUGUGGAUUGUUAUGGUGUCCAAUCGGGGGGGUUGUGACAGUCGACAUUGCAAGUUUGCAGAUUCUUGAUGCAUUUAAGGUUACACAUUUUUGGCCCAUGAAAACUGGAGCAAAUCAUUCCACCGAAAGCUGCAAGUGCCAGAGGUUGAGCCUCAUUUGGACCAAUGCCCUUCGAUUCGGGCUGAAUUUCUGAGGAAUUCCCCAUCCACGACCCAGGAUGAAGCUGAUGGCCCUGGUGGAGCAGUGGCACUGACCCCUUUUGGUGUUUCAUAUUGUUCAGCUUCGCUGUAAUAGUCUAAGUCAUGGUCAUGUAGUUUGCAGUUGGACUUCUACUCAAAUAGACGUCGGUCAGCUGAACCGACGGCUUGGUACAGAUGGUGGGUGCCUCAAUUGAAGCAGCCUGUGCAGACACUUUGGCCAUUCAGAGAGAGAGAGAGAGAGAGAGACAUGUUUGGACUGGUAGGGGGAGUGCAUACCAUCAGCCGGGGCACUGGGAC
Durusdinium trenchii is the source of this 1364-nucleotide messenger RNA. Lineage: Eukaryota; Dinophyceae; Suessiales; Symbiodiniaceae. The record is from the annotation of a GenBank genome assembly.